Messenger RNA from Choloepus didactylus (southern two-toed sloth), 580 nucleotides. RefSeq names its product alpha hemoglobin stabilizing protein (gene AHSP). The transcript is spliced from 3 exons. Gene Ontology annotation, cellular component: cytoplasm. The record is from RefSeq and is a predicted model, not a curated record. NCBI's taxonomy places the organism in Eukaryota, Metazoa, Chordata, Mammalia, Pilosa, Megalonychidae. The coding region runs from base 141 to 419 and encodes 92 amino acids. Gene Ontology annotation, molecular function: hemoglobin binding. Gene Ontology annotation, biological process: protein stabilization; protein folding; erythrocyte differentiation.
AUCAUCCUCUAUCAGGACGGAGAUGCAGGGCGUUUCUCUCUUAGGCUGACACUUGCCUCUCUGCCUACAUCUAACUUCACACAGAGGAACCUACAUAUCCUAGAGUGUGGGUGACACAGCACCGUCGGGCCUGAAGGCAGAUGGCCCUUCUUCAGGACAACAAGGAUCUCAUUUCCCAAGCAAUGAGGGAAUUUAAUGUUCUGCUGAAUCAGCAGGUUCACCCGGAUCCUCCUCUCCCUGAAGAGGCCAUGGUGACCAUAGUGGACGACUGGGUGAACUUCUACAUCGCCCAUUACAGGAAGCUGAUGACCGGGGAGCAGCAAGAGCAAGACAGGGCUCUGCAGGAACUUCAGCAACAGCUGUAUAUUCUGGCCAACCCUUUCCUAGCUGAGUACAGGGCCUUCCUGAGGUCCUUGUGAGCCUCCAAAUCGCCCACUGCCUUCCUCCUAGACAGAGACUCAGCUCCUAUUUCUAAGAAACCCCCACGUCCUGGCUCUGUUUUUUGCAUCCUCGGGCUCUGCUCCUUCUGGCGUUUCUCUACAGUCCCACUCAAUAAAGACAAAUACUGUUUUUGCUGGUC